AGGUGAUUCGUUCGAGGGUUUUCUUUUUUUUUUUUUGGGUUUCCCAAGCGAAUUCAGAAUAGAUCGACAAAAGAAAGGAGGAGAGUGGUCGCUUGAGCUCAGAUCCGAGUUUAGUAACCAACACUAAGUCCGAUUCCGAAAUCAAAUCAAUUCAUCAGUGAAAUCAGAUCAGAUCUGAGUAUCUGACUCUCUAAAAGUUUAGUGUUUUGAGUUAGUAAUGAGGAGGAGAGGGUCGGAAUUCCGGAGGUCGGGGAGGAGGAAGAUGUCGAAUGUGGUGUGGUGGCUUCUCUGUGGGGUUGUGGUUUUGCUCUUCAUCCUCAUUCUCUCCAAGGCUGGUCAGAUUGAGCCAAGGCCCUCUAUUCCCAAGCGGCGUUUCCGUCAUGACAAGUUCGUGGAGGGCAUGAACAUGACUGAGGAAAUGCUUAGCCCGACCUCCGUUGCUCGCCAAGUUAACGACCAGAUUGCUCUCGCCAAGGCCUUUGUUGUCAUCGCCAAAGAAAGCAAAAACCUUCAGUUCGCUUGGGACCUUAGCGCCCAGAUCCGUCAAUCCCAGCUUCUUCUCUCCACUGCUGCCACCUCCAGACGACCUCUCACCCUGCUUGACUCCGAGCCUACCAUCCGUGACAUGGCCGUCUUGCUCUACCAAGCCCAGCAGCUUCACUACGACAGCGCCACCAUGAUCAUGAGGCUCAAGGCCACUUCUCACUCCCUCCAAGAGCAGGUUAGCUCCCUCAACGACAAGAGCUCCAAGUAUGGCCAGAUUGCUGCCGAGGAAGUGCCCAAGAGUCUUUACUGCCUCGGCGUUCGCCUCACUACCGAGUGGUUUCAGAACUCCGACUUACAGACAAGGCUCAGGGACACUAGCCAUGUACUCACUGACAACAGUCUCUACCACUUCUGUGUCUUCUCCGAUAACAUCAUUGCCACCUCCGUUGUGGUCAAUUCCACUGCUCUCAACUCCAAGUCCCCCGAGAAAGUCGUCUUUCAUCUUGUCACUAACGAGAUCAACUACGCUGCUAUGAAGGCCUGGUUCUCCCUCAACGCGGACAACCUCCGAGGAGUCACUGUCGACGUUCAGAAAUUUGAGGAUUUCAAAUGGCUUAAUGCUUCCUAUGUUCCUGUCCUCAAGCAGCUGCAGGACUCUGACACGCAGAGCUACUAUUUCUCUGGCCACAACGACGAUGGACGCACGCCAAUCAAAUUCAGAAACCCCAAGUACCUCUCGAUGCUCAACCAUCUCAGGUUCUACAUCCCUCAAGUGUUUCCUGCGCUCAAGAAAGUGGUCUUUCUUGAUGAUGACGUUGUUGUUCAGAAGGACCUUUCCGCUCUCUUCUCGAUCGAUCUCAACAGGAAUGUGAACGGCGCUGUUGAGACAUGCAUGGAGACUUUCCACCGUUACCACAAGUACUUGAACUAUUCCCAUCCUCUGAUCCGCUCCCACUUCGAUCCAGAUGCGUGUGGGUGGGCGUUUGGGAUGAACGUCUUUGAUUUAGUUGAGUGGAGGAAGAGGAAUGUCACCGGCAUAUACCACUACUGGCAAGAAAAGAACGUGGACCGGACCUUAUGGAAACUUGGGACACUGCCUCCAGGUCUUCUGACAUUUUACGGGCUAACAGAGGCACUAGAGGCAUCGUGGCAUAUCCUGGGACUGGGAUACACCAAUGUGGAUGCUCGUGUCAUUGAGAAGGGAGCUGUUCUUCACUUCAAUGGCAACUUAAAGCCGUGGUUGAAGAUCGGGAUUGAGAAGUACAAACCUUUGUGGGAGAAAUACGUUGAUUACAGUCACCCUUUUAUGCAACAAUGCAAUUUUCAGUGAUAAAUCGUAGAGUUCAUAGUUUUACUUCCUCUUCUAGACAGCCGGCCAUGUCUUUUCCACAUUUUGGUUACAGAGACUAGAGUUUUGUAUGCUCAAGCACCAAAUCACUUAUUGUAUGUUGUGAAUGUGAUAUUCAGAUUCAAUGAA
Messenger RNA from Eutrema salsugineum, 1963 nucleotides. Its product is annotated as probable galacturonosyltransferase 10. The coding region runs from base 218 to 1816 and encodes 532 amino acids. Lineage: Eukaryota; Viridiplantae; Streptophyta; Magnoliopsida; Brassicales; Brassicaceae. The transcript has 2 exons. The record is from RefSeq and is a predicted model, not a curated record. Gene Ontology annotation, molecular function: polygalacturonate 4-alpha-galacturonosyltransferase activity.